Dibothriocephalus latus is the source of this 951-nucleotide messenger RNA. NCBI's taxonomy places the organism in Eukaryota, Metazoa, Platyhelminthes, Cestoda, Diphyllobothriidea, Diphyllobothriidae. The record is from the annotation of a GenBank genome assembly.
AUGAUGUCAGAUUCGAAGGCAGCAUCAAAGUGGACGAGACGGCAUGCCUCGUCACGUAUUCCACUGCUAAAACACUCAACACUGCGCCAUCUGGAUGGCGAUACGGGCAAAUCGGAGAGCAGUUGCCAGGUCCCACCGCUACCAUCCGAAGCGUGCUCGCGGUUACCUCGUCAUUCCAAGGCCGUCAACUGUGAGGCUACUGAUUACGAGGUCUGCUCUAUCACGGGGCGUUCUCGACCCUUGCGGAAACCCAGGAAGAAGACGGAGCAGACGGAUGAUGAGAGCCGCGAUCCGGAGGUGAGUCGAGAUGCCACCAUGACUGUGCGACGUCGACGAACAAAGUACAGAACUCGGACUCUGGAGACUGCGGACUUCUCCAGGGAGCUGCGCGGACUAGAUGUGAUCCGUUCCAAACUCGAGAACAUGACAGACGACCAAUGGAAUCGGGUUUUGGCCAUUUUGAGUGGAAAUGCUGGCGACGGGCGUCCAACUUCUCCCCCUCCCCCUCUUCCGCCUGCUGUUCCUCACAAACAUACUGAAGACAGCUUACCUUGGCCACGCGUGCCGCGGGGUUUUUCACCCGCGUGCGUCGAACGGACGGUAGAACCUAGGGAGACUGAACCCCCACCACGAGGUCUUGUCCGGAAAAGAGAACGCAGGAGAAAGUGUCUAAGCGAAGGUACGCAUAGACAUCGACAAGCGGCGGCGGAGGAGGAGAAAGCUGAAGGGAGAGAGGGGCAGGGGGAGGGACUUGGGGCCGACCACGAGCCCACCAUGCCAUCAAUCGACUCUGUGCUAACUGAAAAGCCCCCACAUUCACAAACACACCAUCCAGUUAGGCGAACGCGAGAAGUUCACAGAAGACGAGAACGUGCGGAGGGCGAUCUACCCAACUACUACUACAGAGCAAGAACGGAAAUGCAGGCGGAGAAAAUAUUUGGCAAGCAUUAA